Onychostoma macrolepis is the source of this 774-nucleotide messenger RNA. RefSeq lists its product as uncharacterized. The record is from RefSeq and is a predicted model, not a curated record. The transcript has 3 exons. NCBI's taxonomy places the organism in Eukaryota, Metazoa, Chordata, Actinopteri, Cypriniformes, Cyprinidae. Bases 1 to 774 code for a protein of 257 amino acids.
AUGAAGAGUCUGGAAGAGGCUGUAACCAAGCUUGAUGGGGAGCUGAGAAAAAUUUCCCAAAGUAUAGAAGAAAUGGAGAAAAAAAUUGAAGCAAAAAACUCUGAGAUUCAGGAUCAUGUUCAAACCGUUUCUAAAAAAGUCCAAGGUAUGGGUAUCCUGGCUGCCUUGGUGCCAUUUAUUGGAGCCAUUAUUAAAUCCAUAUAUGAAACUGCGACUGCCCCUGGUGUUAAUGCUCAAAUUCAAGCUCUCAACGCCGAUCUGACCCAUCUCACCUCUGAGAAGAUCAGUCAGCAAAACAGAGAGUGGACGAUCCAAGUCAAACUGAUGGAUCUUCAGCUGCAGCUGGCCUCUUCUAGAAUACAGCUGGGUGUGAUUCCCAAUCCUGUCCAUCUGAAGGACGUCCAGCAGUGUCUUUCUCGAAUCCAGCAGAUUCUGCUUCAGCUUAAAAUGUUCUGGGAGAAAGUGGGAGCUCUGCUGGACACAAUGAAAGACAACACCUUUGUUAAUGAGGAUGCCACUGAGGACCUGGACGCCCUGAAGGAGGAGUUUCUGCAGUCUAUUAAAAUAGCAGGAGAGUACUGGAAUGACUUCGGUAAAUGCUGUGGAAGUGCACAAGGUGUUUUCAGCGUUCAGUCUAAAGAUGCAUAUAAGUUCCUGGAGAUCAAUCCGUCUUCGUUCUCAGAGGAUGAACGGAAGGAGCAGUACGAGUCUGUCAUGAUGAAGCUGCAGCAGAUCAGUCCACAGUAUUCAUCCACCGCCGCCAUCACCGAGUGA